Molecule: messenger RNA, 2866 nt
Organism: Sphaerodactylus townsendi
Lineage: Eukaryota; Metazoa; Chordata; Lepidosauria; Squamata; Sphaerodactylidae
Gene: GABRD
Product: gamma-aminobutyric acid type A receptor subunit delta
Exons: 9
Coding region: 506-1864 (452 amino acids)
Biological process (GO): regulation of membrane potential; signal transduction; monoatomic ion transmembrane transport
Cellular component (GO): GABA-A receptor complex; membrane; synapse
Molecular function (GO): extracellular ligand-gated monoatomic ion channel activity; neurotransmitter receptor activity; GABA-A receptor activity
Source: RefSeq, a predicted model, not a curated record
CACUUCUUCGCCUGACUCUUUCGCAUCGGUUAAUCCGAAUCGUCUGCGACGCGAGGGCAAGGUGUGUAAACGCGCGGCUCCGCCUCCCCCUUUCGGUUCGCACCAGAGCUGGAAUUUCUGAGGGUCUUUCCCGCUCGGCUGGCAGCGGCUAAUGUAGCUCCCCCGCCCCGAAGAUAUUUCUGCCGGCCGAGGGGGGAGCCAGAAGACGCCUCUCCGCCAAGGAACCGCCGGAGGGGGCGGCUGGGGGGGGGUCCCCUCUCUUGUUCCCCCACCCCUGCACCCACCCCGGCCUGACUCCAGCUCCGUAGCUUCCUGGAGGGGGGCCCGGCCGCUCAAGUUGCCUCCCGGUGGCAGAGUCAUGCCGCCCCCCGCCCCCCGCCAGCCCAGGAGCCGCCGCUCCCGCCGGAUCGGGGCCCUGGGCCGCGUCUGAACGGCGAUUCUGCAAGUCGCCCCGGGCCGCCCCUGCGAUGUGAGUCCCGCGCCCGGGACCGGCGGCCGCCGAGCGAUGGAAGUUCACACCUGGCGGCUGCUGCUGCUGCCUUCGUUGCUGCUGCUCUGCUUCCUGCAGCGCACCUGCGCCAGUGCCAUGAAUGACAUUGGAGAUUAUAUCGGCUCAAACAUAGAAAUAUCUUGGUUGCCCAACUUGGAUGACUUGAUGAAAGGGUAUGCACGGAACUUCAGGCCUGGGAUUGGAGGUCCACCCGUUAACGUUGCUCUGGCUAUCGAGGUGGCCAGCAUCGACCACAUCUCCGAAGUCAACAUGGAAUACACGAUGACUGUCUUCUUGCAUCAAAGCUGGCGAGAUGACCGCCUGUCAUACAACCACACGAACGAAACCCUGGGCUUGGACAGCCGCUUUGUAGACAAGCUGUGGCUCCCCGAUACAUUCAUUGUCAAUGCCAAGUCCGCCUGGUUUCACGACGUCACUGUGGAGAACAAGCUCAUUCGGUUGCAGCCUGACGGGGUCAUUUUAUACAGCAUCAGGGUUACAUCGACUGUGGCCUGUGACAUGGACCUUACCAAAUAUCCCAUGGACGAACAAGAGUGCAUGCUGGAUUUGGAGAGCUAUGGCUACUCCUCAGAGGAUAUCGUCUACCACUGGUCGGAAAACCAGGACCAGAUCCAUGGGCUGGACAAGCUGCAGCUGGCUCAGUUCACAAUCACCAGUUACCGCUUCACUAGGGAAGUCAUGAACUUCAAAUCCGCAGGGCAAUUUCCCCGUCUGAGCCUUCACUUCCACCUGCGCCGCAAUCGGGGUGUUUACAUAAUCCAAUCCUAUGUGCCUUCCAUCCUGUUGGUUGCCAUGUCGUGGGUUUCUUUUUGGAUCAGCCAAUCAGCUGUGCCUGCCCGAGUCUCACUAGGAAUAACUACCGUCCUCACCAUGACGACGUUGAUGGUGAGUGCCCGCUCUUCUCUGCCACGGGCAUCGGCCAUCAAGGCCCUAGAUGUCUACUUCUGGAUUUGCUACGUGUUUGUCUUUGCUGCGUUGGUCGAAUAUGCAUUUGCCCACUUCAAUGCUGACUACAUGAAAAAGCAGAAAGACAAACUGAGGAGCAGCCGGCAAGCCGGAGAGGUCAACGUAAAGAACGCCAUUGUUAUGUUCUCCCUUUCGAUCGCUGGGGUCAACCAGGAACUUGCUGUUUCCAACAGGCACCAUAGAGUCCCCCCAAACCAGCCCGGUUCGGUGGAAGUAGAAACGGGAGAGACCAAGAAGGGACAGGAGGAGAAAUCAGAGAAGAAGAGCGGCCUGAAGUCUCUCUUUAAACCCAUUGAUGCUGACACCAUUGACAUCUAUGCCCGAGCGGUUUUCCCAGCAGCCUUUGCAGCUGUCAACGUCAUCUAUUGGGUUGCUUACACCAUGUGAAGGCCCAUAACAGAAGCCAGAUGUGUUCCAGAGAACUGAGGAGAUCCCAAGGAGGACUUGCUGUGGACCUCCCUGGAGGCCACCUCUUGCCGCUGCACGUUCCAAAGCCAGCAGGGGAUUUUCACGAAGACAAAAACCAUUGAAUUUUCUCUGCCUCCUCUCUGUCACUGACAUUGACUUCCUGGUAAAACCAAGCAGGUGACAAAAGAAUUGGUUUCUGCACAUUUGGUUGGUUAGUCGACGUUCUCCUCUUUGGCCUCUGAGGAAAAGCCAAACAUCCCUGUCUUCCCAAGUUGGGCGCAAAAUGAAUAAUCAUCCAAACAGUUACUUCCACCUGCCGAGACGUUGCAGCCUAAUUCCAUGCAAGAGUUGGACAUUUUGCCUUCUCAAUUGAUAGCUUGCAGUUUGAAGGAUGUCGCCUCCAACCCAGGAGCAAGGAGAAAUCAUGAGAAUAGGUGGAGCCAAAGAAGUCUUGGAUGCAGUGGGGCGGAGCCAGGCAAAUUGUGGGUGGGGCCAGGACAAACUUUUUUUUUGGCUGAAACUCAGAGCAGGCGUAGGAGCAAGGAAAGGAUAGAGACAUCUUUAUGGAUGGUGGACAGGACUUUGCCACUCAAGUUUUAUAGGUUUCUGAACCUCUGGUUCCCAUUAUGAAUUUUGCUGCUUGGGCUAGUACACUUUUGGAUAGCUGGCAGCCCAUCUCUUCACGGUUCUGAGAAUCUUCUCUAUUUUUGGCAGCUUGGGAGUUUUCUUUUCUCUUUACCACUCUUUUUUUGACCUCUCCAUACUGUGGCUAGCAGCUGUUCAGCUGUGGCCAGCCAUUUUCAACUGGGAGGGGAAGACAUAUAGGGAACAUGUCAGAUUAAAGUUUUCUAGUAAUGAAAUUCAGGCAACACUAAUAAUUUUUUUAAAUCAAUAAUUUGUCUUGGAUAAAACAUUUCGGGGAGGGAACCUUUUCAACGAGCUGCUUUCUGUCUCAGCAUGAAAUAAAAUCUAUGACACAAA